This is a messenger RNA of Vicia faba (fava bean), 342 nucleotides long. The record is from the annotation of a GenBank genome assembly. NCBI's taxonomy places the organism in Eukaryota, Viridiplantae, Streptophyta, Magnoliopsida, Fabales, Fabaceae.
AUGUAUCAGAGAGGAAACAAAACUUCAGAGGCGAUAACUUUAGAGGUCGGGGAAGAGUUGUCAAAUUAUAUAGAAACCAUUGAGGAUACUAAAGCAGGAAGAGGUGUUGGUGUGAUUAAUCCCUCAGAAAUCAAGGUGGGAUGCGAGAAGUAUUAUCGAUACAUGGGUUCUCUCACAAUCCCUCCUUGUGAUGAAGGUGUCAUUUGGACUAUUAAUAAAGAGAUAAAAAGUGUGUCUAAAACGCAGUUGGAGUUACUAGAAGAGGUUGUUCCCGAUCAUGCAGAGAUGAAUGCUAGACCUGUGCAACUCCUAAAUGGAAGAGAAAUACAACUAUAUGACUAG